Messenger RNA from Cornus florida, 2514 nucleotides. Its product is annotated as polyadenylate-binding protein 8-like. The record is from RefSeq and is a predicted model, not a curated record. The transcript has 9 exons. Gene Ontology annotation, cellular component: ribonucleoprotein complex. Lineage: Eukaryota; Viridiplantae; Streptophyta; Magnoliopsida; Cornales; Cornaceae. Gene Ontology annotation, molecular function: RNA binding. Bases 368 to 2305 code for a protein of 645 amino acids.
CAGCACCUUUGAUUGCAGUGUGCAGUUCGAAGCUGCCCAAUCUCACAUUUAGAAACUCCGCCUCUCCGGCGUCGCCGUUGCACCCGGCGGCGAUCUCAUUCCGCUCUUAGUCGGAUUCCGGCAAUCUAUCACUCUCUAUCCUUCCCUCUCCCCUAUCUAUCACUCUAUCCAACAAAAAGAAAAGAAAAUCUUCCAAAAAUUUCAACUUCUAGGGUUUAUUUCUUCCUUUCGUGAUUUAUAGGGUUUGGUAUUUUCAGCUUUUUUUUUUUUUAAAAAAAAAAAAGGAGGAGGGGGAAGAAAUAUUAAAAAAAGAACCAAAAAUUUGAAAAUUUUUGAAGAAAAGGAAAUUCCUAGGGUUUCGAUUGAGAUGGCACAGAUUCAAGUUCAGUCUCAGCCGAUGAAUGCUGCUGGGAACCAGUUGGUCACUACAUCUCUAUAUGUCGGCGACUUGGAGCUGAAUGUAACUGAUUCACAGCUUUAUGAUGUGUUUAAUCAGCUGGGUCAGGUGGUCUCCGUUCGAGUUUGUAGGGAUUUGACUAGUCACCAGUCACUCGGCUAUGGGUAUGUCAAUUAUGGCAACCCACAAGAUGCUGCAAGGGCAUUGGAGAUGCUGAACUUCACUCCUAUAAAUGGAAAGUCCAUCAGGAUAAUGUAUUCUCAUCGUGAUCCUAGUAUACGCAAAAGUGGGGCCGGAAAUAUAUUUAUAAAGAAUUUGGAUAAGGCAAUUGACCACAAAGCACUGCAUGAUACAUUUUCCGCAUUCGGUAACAUUCUCUCUUGCAAGGUAGCUACGGAUUCCUCGGGUCAGUCAAAAGGAUAUGGUUUUGUGCAAUAUGACAGUGAGGAAGGUGCCCAAAAAGCUAUCGAACAGCUGAAUGGUAUGCUAUUGAAUGAUAAGCAAGUAUAUGUUGGGCCCUUCCUUCGUAAGCAGGAGAGAGAAACGGCUACGGACAGGACAAAAUUUAAUAAUGUCUUUGUAAAGAAUCUCUCAGAAUUGACUACAGAUGAAGAUCUGAAGAAAGCAUUUGGCGAAUUUGGAUCAAUCACUAGUGCAGUAGUGAUGAGGGAUGAGGAUGGAAACUCUAGAUGCUUUGGAUUUGUCAACUUUGAGAAUGCCGAUGCUGCUGCUAAAUCUGUUGAGGCUCUUAAUGGACAAAAAAUUGAUAAUAAGGACUGGUAUGUUGGGAGAGCCCAAAAAAAAUCUGAAAGGGAAAAUGAACUGAAACAGCGGUUUGAACAAACUGUGAAGGACGCUGUGGAUAAAUCUCAAGGACUGAACCUGUACAUUAAAAAUUUAGAUGAUACCAUUGGUGACGAUAAACUCAAGGAAUUGUUCUCUCCAUUUGGUACCAUUACUUCAUGCAAGGUUAUGAGAGACCCUAAUGGCAUAAGUAGAGGAUCUGGGUUUGUCGCGUUUGCAAUUCCUGAAGAGGCAUCUAGAGCUCUCUCGGAGAUGAAUGGCAAGAUGGUAGUGAGCAAACCUCUUUAUGUUGCACUAGCACAAAGAAAGGAAGAUAGAAGAGCAAGGUUGCAGGCACAAUUUUCUCAAAUGCAUCCAGUUUCAAUGGCACCUUCAGUUCUUCCUCGUAUGAUGAUGUACCCUCCUGGUGGUCCAGGUCUUGGACAACAAAUAUUCUAUAGACAAGCCCCUCCUAUCAUUCCUCCCCAGCCUGGUUUUGGGUAUCAGCAACAACUGGUUCCUGGUAUGAGGCCUAGUGGGGCUCCCAUGCCAAAUUUCUUUAUGCCAAUGGUUCAGCAGGGACAGCAGGGGCAGCAUCGUGGUGGCAGACGUGCAGGUUCUGUUCCAAUGCAGCAGAACCAACAGCCAGUUCCGCUAAUGCAGCAGCAGAUGCUUCCUAGGGGGCGUGUCUACCGUUACUCCCCGGGGCGUGGCUUACCUGACGUUUCUAUGCCAGGUGUUGCUGGAGGCAUGCUUUCUGUUCCAUAUGAUAUGGGUGGCAUGCAGCUGCGUGACACAGGAAUGUCUCAGCCAGUUCCAGUUGGAGCUUUGGCUUCUGCCCUUGCAAAUGCUACUCCAACGGAUCAGAGGACGAUGUUGGGCGAAAACCUGUACCCACUUGUGGAUCAGCUGGAACCUGAAAAUGCAGCUAAGGUAACUGGCAUGCUCUUGGAGAUGGAUCAGACGGAGGUGUUGCACUUGCUCGAGUCACCGGAAGCGCUGAAAGCAAAGGUUGCAGAGGCCAUGGAAGUCCUGAGGAAUGUUACUCAGCAGCAGCAGCAGCAAGCCAGCAGUCCUGCUGAUCAAUUGGCCUCAUUGUCAUUGAAUGAUGGCCUUGUUUCUUGAGUGCUUGUCUUCUUUUCGGUAAGUUUUGAGUGCGUGACUUAAAAUAAGGAGUUUUUACUCCCUAAAGUACUUCGUAUGAGUCAGUUUUAGGUGUGUCGCAGAGACUCGAGUCCUCUAGCAAAGGAAAGUACUGGUUUUUGUAUGGCUUUAGACUAUAUUAUGUGUGUUUUUCCAGAGAUAUGAUAUUUAUGCCUAUCGUUUUCCAUCAA